AAAUGGCUGCACCCUUAAAAAUGCUAAAGUCUCAAAGUCCAUGUUGCUAUGUACUUGAUUUAGGUCUAAUUAAUUAAAUCUAGAAGACAUAUGCAUCUAGAUCUAGAGGAUCUGGUAGUGUAGAUGUUUUUAGGUUUUAUUCUAGAUCUACAUUCAUUUCAUUCAAUAAAAUUCAUACAAGUGACAUAAUCAUAAUGGCCGCUGUUUUGAAGCACUGGCGAGAAGCUGCAAGUCUAAUACUUGUAACUUCGAACAGUGCCAGACUUGGCACACAACUGACUCAAUUAAAUUUAACUGCAGCCCAUGAUUCAGCUGCUAAACGUUUUAAUAAUGGCUCUAGUAAAAAUGAUGAAAUUAAUAUUCAAUCAGACGCAGGUGAAAAUUUUGAAGUGCUGAUGUUAAAACGAAGUAGUAAAAGUAAAUUUAUGCCCAAUGUUUAUAUUUUUCCUGGGGGUGUUGCUGUAGACAGCGACUUUUCUUCAAAGUGGCUUUCUGUUUUCAACAAAAUGGGUUCAGACAUUUGCAAGAAAAUGUUUGAGGCCAUGUCCUCUAAGUCUUGUCAAGCUGCUCCAAUGUUUACUCGUCAAAGGGAUUCAGCUUUCACUUCUAUUCCCUCAGAAGUAGCCUUCCGUAUCUGUGCUAUUAGAGAAACGUUUGAAGAGUCUGGAGUACUCUUGGUACAGCCAGCCAAGCAAUUAUCCUAUCCUCCUGACUCAAUAUAUAAAAGUAAUGGUUCUUUAAGCACUGGAUUGAUACACGAAAAUGUCACCCUUCUCAGCGAUUGGCGUGAUCGAGUAAAUAGAGAUCCAAAUGAAUUUCUAUUAAUGUGUCAGGAAUUGGACUUAAUACCAGAAGUCUGGUCACUGUUUGAAUGGUCAAACUUUCUGACUCCCCCAAGAGACAUGAUGAGUAGCUAUCGAUUUGAUACUAUAUUUUAUGUGUGUUGUAUUGACCAUAAACCAAGAGCAUCACAUGAUUUUGGUGAAACAGUGAAUACUAUAUGGGGAUCACCAAGUUCUAUAUUGUCAGCUUACUUCAGGCAGAAGUCUGGCUUGGCACCCCCACAGCUGUAUGAAUUAGCCAGGCUAAUGAAUUUUACCUCAACCAGUGACCUUUUGGACAUUCUCUGUCAGCCAGAAAGGGACAGAGUAGAAAGAUGGUGUCCCCUCACAGUCGCUUGCCAAGAUGGUGUCUUAUUUGUAAUGCCAGGUGAUGACCUGUACCCUGACCAAGCUGACCUUAUGUCUAAAAAGGAAUAUAAAUUUGAUGAGAGCAUCGAAGCUCUAAAUAGAAAGUUUCCUAAACAUCACAGAAUGUUUUAUAAAGAUCAUGCCACAAUGGGCUGUGUUGAUUUCAAUGUCACAAUUAAACCCAGAAAAGGUCAUGUGGUUCCACGGAUAGACUUGCUGAAUAAAUUAAAGACAAGUUCUAAUCUGUAGGUUUUUUUUUUGUUUUCUUUUUUUGUUGCUUGCUUGAUAUCUAACAGGAAUAAGUUUUUAUCUAUUUUUUUUAGAGAAAUUCUUUGUUAUUUAUGUUAAUCAGGGAUUUAAGUACUACACAGACUAUUCUGAUCAGAACAUGAAUAACAUUUUGAAAACAAAAUAUUAUUUGUAUUAUUUUCAGCAAUUAGAAUGUUUUCUCUUGUGCCUGGGCAUUAUAUUAGUUUUUAAAAACUUUAAUGUUAUAAUUAAGUGCUUCAAGUGUAAUUGUAUGAUAAAUGUAUUAUUGCUACUUUUUAAAAAACCAUCUGUCCCGGAGAGUCUAUAAAUUUAGUGAUUCUACUAUUGUCAACUGGAAAUAUCCAUUUGUAAGAAAAUCUAAAUUCUCUUGUUUGGUUUUAUUCCAGUAUUUUAUGUGAUUUUCUAUUACUUAUUGAUUUUUGUUGUUGAAAAUUUCUAGCAAAAAAUAAAUAAAAAAUAACAUCAAGAAAGAUACCUAUUCUAGUGUUGUUAAAAAAAAAGCAUUUUAGUUUUGCAUUUUUAUUAGACUUGCAAAUGUUCUAUGAAUAAACAUUGGUGCCUAUUUGAAUUGGAUAUGGGGAUUCCAUGAUAGCUUUUCAUCCAUUAUAACUUUUUCAAUAUCUAAGGAAUUGUUUUAGUCUAUAUUAUUGGCUUAAUGUGACUGCUGGAGUUGGGCUCAUUUGUAUUCAUUUUUGGCUACUUUUUAUAAAUGUUUUUUUUUUUUUAGUAAAACAAAACAUUAGAUCUCUUUUUGUCUGGAACAUAGUUUUUAAAAAAUAUUUCAGUCUCAAUAAGAGGAUGCUUAUCGUCCAACUAUGAAUUCAAAGUUUAAAAACAUUGAAAGUAUUUACGAAAUGUUUGUACCUGACUUGAAACAAAAAAAAAAAGAAAAAGCUUAUCUAAGGGAAAGAAAUCCACACUUAUAGCUGUAUAUCUUAAUAAUGUAGAAGUUAUUUCCCUUUUUAAUAUCAAACAUCAAUUAAUUCACUAAUUGGUAAUGUUUUAAAUUGAUUCAUGCUUUGUUAGGAACAAUAAAUAAUUUUCUAAAGUUUCAACUUGAUCCAAGAAUGGAUGUGGGAUCUUACAGUAUUGAUAUAUAUAGCUGUAAAUGUGUAGUUCUUUCCCUUAAAUAUUUUUGCUUUGUUGUGAUUGCUAUUCCCUUUCCAUUAAAAGCAUUGUAGUGUUAUAUAUUAUAAUUGAUAUACUUUAUUAUUAAGAUUCAAUGUUUUCUAUAAAAUGGUGCAUACACUUAUCAGUAAAAUUUAUUUAAGUCAGAGAAGGGGUAAAGGGGGCGCCAGGCACCAUCGGUUUGUCACUGAUUUAAUUUAACAGGAAUGUAGAGAAUUCGGUCAUUAGGUACUUGCGGUGCUUGUAUGCAACAAAAGACAGGCUAAGCUCACACAGAACCAAAGGUUUAAAUUUGAUUUAUGACAUUGACAUGUGUUAUGGAAUUUAUGUGCGUGUUUAUUAUGUAACCAUGAGAAAAGAAGAGCAGAUGGUUUUGGUUGUGUAGGCUGACUGGAUUCUGAUGAAAUCACAAGGUGGUAUGUCAUAAUUGAAGUCAAUAUGAACUGGUGUGAUAGUUGGAGGAGAGAUCAGCAAGAGAUGUGAGACAGACAAGACGUUAUAUCUUGUUUUAAAUUAUUUCAUUUGUCUUUCUACAUAUAUCUACUUUCAAGUUGAGUCUGCUUAUAUUUAUAAAUAAAUGUUAUAUUCAGUUUUGUUUUAAAGGAAGCUUGUUCAUGUCUAUGUCAAGUUCUACGCUGAAAGUUUAAUAUGCCUUUAUCUGUUUUAUUAUACUAACUAUUAAGAGCUACAAACCAAUAACCAUCACAUGUUGUCACAUUCUUCUACAAAAAUCAACACACUAACUGAUAGUGGACUUUGAGCGCUGCAAACCAGUGCAACAAUGCACCAAUCUUCAAUGUUUUACUGAACUAUUCAAGCUAAUGUUGAAAUCAUUGCCCACAUGUUAUAUUGUAAAACAAUUGGAGGCAUAAUAAGCUGCUUGGAUUCCAAACCGAGGGGUUUCCAUUUGAAUUAUAGUAUUUGAAAUUCUGGAUUUUAAAGCGACUGAGUCCACCUAACUCUAUUGAAUGCCUAACAAACAUUGGGAAAAUAAAUGCAUUUGGUUGAUGUGCUGGCCACAUGGCACCCUUGUUAACCAUCAGCUAUAGAAUCAGAUGGGCUUUAUAUUAUCUUCCCUUUAUUUACUAAAAAGCAUUGGGCCUUAAACCAUAUUGUCAUUUCUACCACAUCUCAAAUGUCUGACACCUUAGACUCAACUAAUAGACACUCAGUCCUUAAGUCCAGUAAUAAACAUUGCUUGAAAUAUUUUUGUUGUGUUUAUAGACUACACACAGGGUGGUCUAUCAAAGAUUAGCUAUACAACAUAUGUUCUGUCCAUCCUUACUAUUAUACAUUGUGAGUAUCUAGCCAUGCAUCAAUUGCAAUUUACAACCCAAUUAUUUGUUGUUUUAUGUUACUAUUUUAUGGUCAAAUAAAUGGCUUAUUGGGAUGGUUGACUGACUGAUGCCUGUGUGUCAUAAGUAUAAAAGUUUAUGUUAUUCAUUAAGUAUUUGACUUGGCUGUUGUGAUCAGAAAAUAUUAUGUGAGAAAUGUCUGUUGUUUUGUAUGCCUCUUGUUACCUAGAACAAUACUUUACAUUUUGUUAUUACAUUUUAUUGUCACUAAUGGAAGGUCUUGCAAUGUAUACAACACUUGAGAAUGAAUUGAAACAAUAGAUAUUGACAUAUGUGUGUGUGAGAGUGUGUAUGUGUGUGUAAAGAACAUUAAAAUUCAAAACAUUUGACUCAGUGAUAAAUUAAGUGAUCUAAAUAAAACAAUGGAGGACAUUGUUCUCUUGUGAAAGUUUUGUUUGAGUUGUCCUUUUAAAAGACACCAAUCAUAGAAGAAUGUCAUAGACAUCACUGGUAGAGGAAUGUACUGAUACAUUGAAUUGUUCUUUUAUAAUUGCAAAAAAAAAAAGUUUGUAAAUAAAAAACUCUAAAAAAAUGUAUUCCAAUUUAAGACAUUGUAGCAUUAUUUAUUUUUAUUAGUCAAUUUUUUUUAAUACAUGGAUUUACUGAA
Molecule: messenger RNA, 4550 nt
Organism: Biomphalaria glabrata
Lineage: Eukaryota; Metazoa; Mollusca; Gastropoda; Planorbidae
Product: acyl-coenzyme A diphosphatase NUDT19-like
Exons: 3
Coding region: 195-1439 (414 amino acids)
Cellular component (GO): mitochondrion
Molecular function (GO): hydrolase activity, acting on acid anhydrides, in phosphorus-containing anhydrides
Source: RefSeq, a predicted model, not a curated record